This is a messenger RNA of Sciurus carolinensis (gray squirrel), 7055 nucleotides long. RefSeq names its product capping protein inhibiting regulator of actin dynamics (gene Cracd). The record is from RefSeq and is a predicted model, not a curated record. NCBI's taxonomy places the organism in Eukaryota, Metazoa, Chordata, Mammalia, Rodentia, Sciuridae. Gene Ontology annotation, biological process: maintenance of gastrointestinal epithelium; negative regulation of barbed-end actin filament capping.
GGCGGCGGCGGGGAGAGCAAUGGAGGCCGCGGGCGCCUGAGAGGCGGGUGCGCUGCUGGGCUGCUGUUGCGACUGCUGCUGCUGCGGAGGCUCCGAGAGCUGUGCCGCUGCGCCCGCCAGGACCGCGCGUCGCCGGCCAGCCGCUCUGCCAGCCGGGGCGCCAGUUGGGGACCGCAGUUCACGAGAGCAGUGAUUCCCAGGCUUCCUCAACAGUGUUCCCCAUUUUUUGACACCCUUACUGCUGAGGGUGAAUUUUCCUUUUUAUAAGAAGAAAAUUUUGGUGGAGAAUUAUCCAACAACAAAAGGACUGGUGUCUGUUAAGACAGACAAGAAGAAGGGAGGCAGAUUCCAGCCUUUUAAGAAGUUGUUUGGCAAAAGGAAAAAGAAAGACACUUCAUUGUCCCGGGAGGAGUCGGUGGGGAAGAAGAGUUACUCUUCCCAGAGUGUCAGCAAUGGGACCUUCUCUUCAGAUGAGGAGACCCUGGAGGACAAUCUAAGGUCCUUCAACUAUUCUAUGGGAACCCGGGCGCUUUCCCAUGACAGUAUUUUUAUCCCUGAUGGGGGAGCAGAAAGUGAGCAGACAGUUCAAGCAAUGUCACAGGACAACAUCCUGGGCAAAGUCAAAACUCUUCAGCGACAAUUGGGCAAGAAUAUCAAGUUUGGGCAGCGGCCACCCAAUGCCAUUCCCAUGAAGAAGGCAGGCAGUGGAGAGGCCAGCUCAGAAGAGGACCUGUUCCCAGCCAGUCCCAUGGAAAUUGUGGCUCAGCAGGAUAUCAUCCUCUCAGACGCUGAGAACAAAUCCAGUGAUACGCCAAGUUCUCCAAGUCCUCUGAAUCUCCCUGGAGCUGGAAGUGAGAUGGAAGAAAAGGUUGCUCCAGUUAAACCGUCUCGGCCAAAAAGACAUUUCUCUUCUGCUGGCACCAUUGAAAGUGUCAACCUCGAUGCCAUCCCCCUGGCCAUCGCUCGCCUGGACAACAGUGCUGCCAAGCACAAACUGUCUGUUAAGCCAAAAAACCAGAGGGUAUCAAAGAAGCACAGGCGGCUUGCCCGGGAUCGACAAAAUGAGCAAGGUGGCCUUGAUAGGCAGCCUUCCCUGGACCAAAAUGGCCACCCAGGAGAAGACAAGCCCGCGUGGCUUGAAGAGGAGCCAGAGCUGCUGGAUUCUGAGGAAGAGAAAAGACGCCAAGAAGACUAUUGGCGAGAACUUGAGGCCAAGUGCAAAAGGCAAAAGGCAGAAGCAGCAGAGAAGAGACGCCUGGAAGAGCAGAGGCUGCAGGCCCUGGAGAGGAGGCUGUGGGAAGAGAACAGAAAGCAGGAGCUCUUGGAAGAGGAGGGUGAUGAAGAAGAGGGUGAAGAGGAGGAACUGCAGCUAGAAACUGAGAAGGAAAAGGGGCCAGGGGAAAGGCUGCAGCGGGGCCUGGAAGAGCAAGGUUGCCCAGAGCAAGAGUGGAAGGAGCAGGAGAACAGAGAGCGCCUGGAGGCCGACGAACGGAGUCGCCUGCAUGAAGAGGCCCAGCGCCUGGAAGAGCUGAGGCAGCAUGAGGCCGAGAGGCAACGUGAGGCCGAGAGACAGCAGCAGGAAGAAGAAAGGGAGUUGAAGGAACUCCGAAGGCUGGAGGCACAACGGCAGGAGGAGGAGGCCAGGAGGCUGGAGGAGCAGAGGCAGCGGGAGGAGCUGGAAGAGGAAGGGAAACGACUAGAGGGGCUCAGACAGCAGCAAGAGGAAGCGAAGCGAAGGCCAGAGCUGAUACAGCAGGAGGAAAUGGAGGCUCCGGAACCGCAGGAGGAGCUUGGGGAUACGCCACAGAGGCCACAGACUCCGGACGAAGAGAGGCAGCCGCACCUGGAGGACCGCAGAGGCCCGCGGACCGCUCUGCAGAGUGACUUUGAGAAGCCAGAAGAUCGAGGACACCUGGAACUCAAGAGGCAAAGAGAAAGCUCCCAGGAGGAGCAGAAGCAAGAGGCGGAGCCAGCAAGAGAGCAGCCGGGGAAGAGGGGCGAUUUUCACGACGAUGAGCAUCGUGUCCUGGAGGAAAGAAGAGAAACAGCCAAAAUGGACCCUCCCCAGCAGCAAGAGGGGCAGAAGGAAGAAACUCUGCCUCCAGCGCAGAAGAACGAAGUUUCCACUCCAGAAAAAGACAGAAAGGUGGAGGAACUCAGGUGGCAGGAAGUGGAUGAGCGGCAGACCAUGCCAAGGCCCUACACGUUCCAGGUGUCCUCAGGAGGGAGGCAGAUUCUCUUCCCCAAAGUCAAUCUGACCCCCGUGACGCCCGCCAAAGACACGGGACCCAGCCCUGCUGCGCAGGAACCCAAGGCGCCGAGGGCCAGCGUGGCCUCGCACGCCCUGCCCUCCGCCCUGAGCAUCCCCCAUACAGCCAUUCUGGUCACCGGAGCUCAGCUCUGCGGCCCGGCGGUCAACCUGAACCAGAUCAAGGACACGGCCUGCAAGUCUCUUCUGGGCCUGUCAGAAGAAAAGAGACACGUGGACGUCCCCACUGCGGAGCACCCAGUCCGCGCCCCCGGCGAGCCCCGGGGAGGCGGUGGCAAAGCCCGGCCUCCCCAGGAGUCGCCAAGCAGCGUGGCAGCGCUGGCAGAGUGGGCCUCCAUUCGGUCCAGAAUCCUGAAGAACGCAGAGAGCGAGGCGCGCGGCGACAGAGAGCAGUCGCGGCCAGGGGACGAGCCGGCUCCCAGGGCCCGAUCUGAUUCCCGCGGGAACCUCCGCAAGACUCCGCCCGUUAACGCUAAGUUCUCUAUUAUGCCCGCCUGGCAGAAAUUCGCAGAUGGUGGCACCGAGACCUCCAAACAGAACACGGAGGCAGAGGGCAUUAGGAAAAGAGCCGGGCCGGGGCAGGGCGAAGAGACGGCGCCCCCGCCCCUGCCCGCUGGUACUCCAGAGCCCCGGAAGGGUCCAGAGAAGCCGGAGGUGCACCACGAGCCAGCAGACACCACCGAGGGGUGCAAAUUUGCCAAAGACCUUCCAUCUUUCCUUGUUCCGAGCCCGCCUUCGCCUCCGCAGAAAGCGGUCCACACAGAUUCCACAAGCACGGCGCACAGUGAGACCGCAAGUGGUGUAGCCAAGCCAGACCCUGUGAUGUCAGGUGCGGAAGAAAAAGCCUCACCUUUUGGAAUAAAACUGAGAAGGACCAACUACUCCUUGCGCUUCCACUGCGACCAACAAGCUGAACAAAAGAAGAAGAAGAGACACAGCAGCACUAGUGACAGUGGCGAUGGGGGGCCGCCAGCAGGGGCAAGCGCCAAUGCCGACAAAGAGACAGAGGGCGUGGCCCCCAAGCAUGGCCCAUCCUUCCCCCAGGAGAGGAAGCAAGUCCCAGCCCCUCGGAGGGACUCUGCUGAAAUCCCUUCCAGCCAUUCUCCUCCUGCAGCCCAGCCGGGACCCCCACCGUCCAGCAGCCAGACCCCAGCUCUAGAGCACGACAAGGGAACAAACAAAAUGCCGUUAGUGCAGAAACCAGCCCUGGCUCCCAAGCCCACCAGCCAGACCCCACCGCCAUCCCCACUCUCCAAACUGAGCAGGCCCUACCUGGUAGAGUUGCUGGCCCGCAGAGCUGGGAAGCCAGACUCUGAGCCCAGCGAGCUGCCCAAGGAGGGACAGGAGAUCCAGGAGAGCAGUGGUACCCAGCCACCCUCACCACCACUCCCAGAGGAAAGGAAGGGACAGAAGAGGGAGGAGGAUGAGGAAGAGGUACCAGAGAAGAAACCUGCUUCACCCCCUCUUUCUGCCACUCAGCAAGAGAGACUUUCCCAAAUGCCUGAGGUGGGGAGGAAAGAGAAGCCAAUGCUUCAGAGCAGGCACUCUUUAGAUGGCUCCAAAAUUACAGAGAAAGUUGAAACUGCCCAGCCACUAUGGAUAACGUUAGCACUACAAAAGCAAAAGGGGUUUCGUGAGCAGCAAGCAACUCGAGAGGAGAGAAAGCAAGCCCGAGAAGCCAAACAGGCAGAAAAGCUCUCCAAAGAAAACGUCAGUGUGAGCCCACAGCCUGGAAGUGGCAGUAUCAGCAGAGCGGGUUCCCUGCACAAGUCCACUGCUCAGCCAGAAGAGAAGAAGCCUGAGACUGCAGUGUCGAGGCUUGAGCGCAGAGAACAACUGAAAAAGGCCAACACUCUCCCUACGUCUGUGACAGUGGAGAUCUCAGACUCAGCUCCCCCAGCACCACUGGUGAAAGAAGUCACCAAGAGAUUCUACCCAGAUGCUGCCCCUGUGUCCACAGAGCCAGCCUGGCUGGCUUUGGCCAAAAGAAAAGCAAAGGCCUGGAGCGACUGUCCACAGAUUAUUAAGUAAAGAGUGACUCUUAUCCAUUCCUAUUGCUGUUAUUGGCUCCUCUCUUGCCCUUUUUAUUUAUUUAUUUUUUAUAUGAGGUAAAGAAACCAAGUUAGGGGAAAGAAGCAUGUUUUAUAGGUUCUAAAAUAAUGUUUAGAAAACUGAACUGGUGGUGUUCCUUGUAAAGAGUGUAUUUGCACAACCCUAGGUCCUGGUGCCUUGAGCUCCCCCUAAUUCUCAAGAGACAAUUCGUCCAAGGGACCACAUGAAGCAAAAUCUCCAAACAGCUCCUCAUGAAAGCCUACCAUGCCCAUUCCAUGGUCUUCCACACACGUACACCCACGCACCAUUCAGGACACAUACUUUUGCCAACCUUUGUAAUUUUUUUUUUGAUUCUCUACCCUUAAUUUCUUCUAUCCAAAACAUUAACGCUACCAUAUAUUUGGGUGCAUCUACCCUUUCCACAGUAAUGAUAAAAGGAUUUUAUAGAUUUAAAACAAGACUGCCUAUUCUCCUAAAUGCAGUACUGGGGAUCACAAGGAACAGUCUGGCUCCCAACUCUGUGCCCAUGUCCAGUUUCAUGAAUUCCCCCCGCCCUGAAGCUGUCACAUGGAAGGCAAAUCCAUUCACACUUCUGACACACUGUGGAUCCACAAUGUCGUCACACAGUAUGAGUCUCUGUCACACUAGUACCCUCAAGGGCAUGUGAAACACGUCACCCAGUUGGCUCCCAGGGAACAUUUUUUUUCAAUGUGGCUAAGAAAGGAGGUUCUAUAUUAAUUAUAAGUUGUUGUUCUGGCUCUGAGACUCUCUACCUAGUGCAGUGGGUCAUAAGGUGUCCAGGCUACAUCCCAGGGCCUACUGAAUCAAUUCUGUGAGAGCAGGGCCAGGAAUGUACUUGCUAGCAAAAUUCUUCAGAUGAUGCUAAUGUAUCUAAUGUUAAGAACCUUGGGAUUCACUUAUUCUAAUGUGAUCUCAUUUUCUAGACUCUAAAGGGGCAGCCUUGUUCAAGUGAGAACAAUAAUAUCAGACUAUGGAAAUUACAUGUCUCUGAAGAUUCCCUUUGGUCUUUAGGGAAAAUUCACAGGGAGCCAAGAUUUGAAGCCUUUGUACUAAGUAUUUCCUGCAGGAAGUUUUUUGUCCUUACUAUAAUCAAGUUAUUCAUAUUUAGAGUCAAAUGUUCAGUAGCAUUUAAAAUUCAGAGCAUUCACCUUGCUACCUUUAAAAAACAUCUCAGAGUUUUAAGUGGCCUUGUUAUUAUCAUACACAUGUGCAUACUAAUAAGGGAUCUGGAAGUUUCAAAGCCACAUGUAUUUACUUUUAUUUCCCUAAAUUUGCUUUAUAUAGAACACAGACAUACCAGCAAACCCUCUCCCACCACAUACUGUGGCACUAACUUUAUAUUUCAUGGUGUUGGCAUAUUCUCCUUUUCUUAGAUUCUUACUCCAAAAUAUAGGUGCAAAUUCUUUGCCCAGUGCAGGAGGAAUUACAUCCAUUUUCUCUCCUACAAAAACAUUUUAUAGUAUUCAUUAUUACUUUUCUUUAUGCUUACUCAAUAUGCAGUGUGCUGUCAUUCUAUCAUUUACCUUAAAGAAGCAUGACAGCAAACUUAUUUACAUACUGAAACCAUUUUCUUUCUAGAAACAAUGGCUCAACUCCCCAGUAGCUGCUGCAUGUGUGGCCAAGUGGAUAGUUGUUCUCUUGCAAAUCAGAUUUACUAUUAUAGUACUGGAACUUCAAACUGUUAAGAAUAAUGUAACUUUUUUUUAUUGCUACUGGAAGCAAUUAAUAGCCCACUGCACGUUUUCCAUGCUGAUGCUCAUUUCUAAGUCCUGUGUGUAGGAAUUUGUUAGUUCAAUGACUUCUUCACUAUAUAACUAUUUUAAUGGGAAUCGUCACACUAGAGCCCUGGAAUUAUAGUGCUAAGGUAAUUCUUCUGAAUUGACUUCUUCUUUCAUCCUGUCAGCUUUGGACAAUAUCACAGUAAUGGAAGGAACAAGAGAGGAAAUAAGGUCAUUAACAAGAGUGGAAGAUUAGUCAAGUCUGUACUGGCUCAGGUCUCAUACCAAGUAGGAGAAAUACCUGAGUUAAAAUGCUCCAUCUACAUCUUUUUAAGAGUCUACUGGGGUAAGGGCAGUCACCAUAUUUAUUUCUAACAACUUUUGAAGGGUACAUGUUUAACAUUUCAUUUACACAAUCACCCCAAAUUGGCACUAAAUACCAAUGAAGUGUGUAUUUUGCUUUAGUUGUGUUGUAGUCUUUUCUGAGCAACAACUAUAGGAAAAUUCUGUAAAACCAUAUAAAAAGUUCAAGACAGUUUUUAAAAAAAAUGAAUGAUUGCUAUGUUAAAUACAUGAGGUUUGUUUUGUUUUGAAUUUAAAUAUACUUCUGGCAAAAUUAUAGAUGAUUAACCUCUGGUUCAUAGACUUAUAUGUAAAACUAGAGUUUUUUUGUUUACUUUUUUAAUUUUUCAAGUGCAAUUGUUUCUUACACAAACAUUAUUAAUUACUAUUAAAUUAUCAGUUUAGCCAGUUAUCUGCAAAUGUAUAGUAUGUAUCCAUUGUCUCUUCUUGGACAUUUAGUUUAAAUUGCUUAUUUUAAGCAGAAAUAUUAGCUACAAGUGUCUUGCAAUAUUUUACCAACAUAAAGUUAAGUAGAGACUUAAUAAAAAUACCUUAGUGUGAUUUUAAUAUUAUUUUGGGAUUUUUGGUUGUAUAAAGUUUUAAUGUAAAUGUCCAUUAUUGAAGGGAAAAGAUCUUUUCAAUAAAAAAUACCG